Messenger RNA from Penicillium subrubescens, 933 nucleotides. RefSeq lists its product as uncharacterized. The coding region runs from base 1 to 933 and encodes 310 amino acids. Lineage: Eukaryota; Fungi; Ascomycota; Eurotiomycetes; Eurotiales; Aspergillaceae. Gene Ontology annotation, molecular function: hydrolase activity, acting on ester bonds. The transcript has 5 exons. The record is from RefSeq and is a predicted model, not a curated record. Gene Ontology annotation, biological process: phospholipid catabolic process.
AUGAUCUUUUCAAGAACCACUGUGCUGCUUGCCAUGGCGUCGGGCAUUUAUGCCCAGUCGCAAUAUACUUCUACUGGCACGGCUGCCGUGGCUCAGGCGGCUGCCACCGCACUGACUCUGUCCCCGACAUCGAGCGUGGCUGGUUUAACUUUCGAUCGCUUUGUUCAGAUUUGGCUUGAAAAUGAGGAUUACAGUGCGGCCAUCAAGGAUACAAAUCUUGCUUAUCUCGCUUCUCAAGGCAUAUCUCUCACAAAUUAUUAUGCUAUCACCCAUCCCUCUCAGCCUAACUAUGUGGCUGCCGUUGGCGGUAGCACCUUUGGUAUCGCCGAUGAUAAUACACACUAUAUCUCUUCGAGCACCAAGACAAUCGUUGACCUCCUCGAAAACGCUGGUGUCAGCUGGAGUCUGUAUCAGGAGGAUAUGCCAUAUUCCGGCUUCGAAGCCAGUUACCGCAACCAAAAGACUGGCGCAAAUGACUACGUGCGCAAGCACAAUCCCCUGAUGAGCUACAACUCGGUAACGUCAAAUACCGACCGACUGGCUAAGUCGAAGAACUUCACUAUGUUCAAUGAAGACUUGAACAACAAUAAGCUGCCUCAAUGGAUGUUCAUCACCCCUAAUAUGACAAACGAUGGCCACGACAGUUCCCUCGCCGCAGCUGGAGCCUGGUCCCGUAACUUUUUGACCCCUCUGCUCUCAAACAAGAAUUUCAACACCGAUCGCACUUUGAUCAUCCUUACCUUUGAUGAGGGUUUGACCACUGGCACCAAUAAGAUCUAUGCUGUCCUUUUGGGUGGCGUGAUCUCUAGCGCUAAGGCUGGUACCACGGACGGCACCGCGUAUAAUCACUAUAGUCUGUUGAAAACUGUAGAGACCAACUGGGGUUUGGGUAACCUUGGAGAGAAUGAUGUGGAUGCUACCGCGUUCUUCUAG